Camponotus floridanus (Florida carpenter ant) is the source of this 509-nucleotide messenger RNA. RefSeq names its product multifunctional methyltransferase subunit TRM112-like protein (gene Trmt112). Gene Ontology annotation, biological process: rRNA (guanine-N7)-methylation; tRNA methylation; peptidyl-glutamine methylation. The transcript is spliced from 3 exons. Bases 104 to 478 code for a protein of 124 amino acids. The record is from RefSeq and is a predicted model, not a curated record. NCBI's taxonomy places the organism in Eukaryota, Metazoa, Arthropoda, Insecta, Hymenoptera, Formicidae. Gene Ontology annotation, molecular function: protein heterodimerization activity.
ACCUAAUGUAACCCAAUCUAACUUUAUAUACACGCGCUUAUUGUAUGAGCUGUAUGUUAUCGUUUUAUUUCUUUAAUGAAAAGGCUUUUUAUUAUAGGAAAACAUGAAGCUUCUCACACAUAAUAUGUUGACGUCCAGGGCUAUAAGAGGUGUGACAGUCGGCUAUCCUCUCAGAAUUAUCGCCAAAGACAUCAGAGUAUCUGAAGUAGAUUUCAAUCCAGAAUAUAUUGCUAGGAUAAUCCCAAAACUAGAUUGGACAGUGCUGUGGAAAGCUGCAGAGAGCAUAGGACAUGUCGGGGAAUUACCUCAGAUUUUAAUAGAAGACUUCGAGUCGAAUGACGACUUUCUAAAAAAAGUUCACCAUGUUCUGUUGGAAGUUGAAGUUAUAAAUGGAGAUCUAUUGUGUCCAGAAUCUGGUAGAAAAUUUCCUAUCAAUGAUGGCAUUCCAAACAUGCUUCUAAAUGAAGAUGAAAUUUAAAUAAUAAAACCAAAUAAUUUCUAAUAAUAUU